CUGGUCCUGGCUGCUUCUCCGCCGCUGAUUUUGGCUCCCAGACACCGUGAUCUGCAGGACAUUUGACCGGUGCUGGGCCCUCGAGGGAAGGCUCUUUCACAUGGACCAUGUCAGAAAAGGUGAACGGUGUUAAGAGUUCUAAAGCCAGCAACCAGAACUACAAUCACCAACCGGUCCCGUCGGCCAAAGCCAACUCCAAGGAUGAUCCAGAAAAGGCCACCAGCAGGUCGCAGUCCGUGGCCGAUGAUGACACGUCCUCGGAGCUGCAGAGACUGGCGGCAUCAGAGCAGACGGCAGAGAGAAAAGUCAGCUUCCGAAGUGUCGUUCGGCUGGUGGGGAUCGUGAGAGACUGGGUCAACAAGAAUUUACGGGAAGAAGAGGUCAGACCUGACUCAUUCCUCGAAAGGUUCCGUGGGCCGGAGCUUCAACUGGCUAAUGGUAACCUGGAAGAUGGCAAGACCAAGAAGAAUAAAGUGGAAUUCUUUGCAUUGGAUCCCGCUGGGGAUUGGUAUUACAGCUGGCUCUUCAUCAUCACAGUCCCCGUCCUCUAUAACUGGUGCUUGGUGGUGGCCAGGGCCUGUUUCAGGGAUCUGCAGAGGCAAUAUUUCAUUAUUUGGCUGGUGCUGGACUAUACUUCUGAUGCGAUCUUCCUCGCCGACAUCGUGAUCAGGCUACGCACAGGAUUUCUGGAGCAGGGCCUGCUGGUCAAGGACCCCAAGAGACUCGGGAAGACGUACAUCCGCACCAUGCAGUUCAAGCUGGACGUGGUCUCCAUCAUCCCCACGGACCUGAUGUACGUAGUCGUGGGCAUCCACACCCCGGAGCUGCGCUUCAACCGCCUGCUGCGUUUCGCCCGCAUGUUCGAGUUCUUCGACCGCACGGAAACCAGAACGUGCUACCCCAAUAUCUUCAGGAUCAGCAACCUGGUCCUGUACAUUCUGAUCAUCAUCCAUUGGAACGCCUGCAUCUACUUCGCCAUCUCCAAGUCCAUCGGGUUCGGGACAGACUCGUGGGUGUACCCAAACGUCACGGACCCCACGUACGGCUAUCUGGCCCGGGAGUACAUCUACUGCCUGUACUGGUCCACGCUGACCCUGACCACCAUCGGGGAGACCCCGCCCCCGGUGAGCGACGCGGAGUACCUCUUUGUCAUCUUCGAUUUCCUGGUUGGCGUCCUCAUCUUCGCCACCAUCGUGGGAAACGUGGGCUCCAUGAUCUCCAACAUGAACGCCACCCGGGCCGAGUUCCAGGCCAAGAUCGACGCCAUCAAGCACUACAUGCACUUCCGCAAGGUGAGCAAGGAGAUGGAGGCCAAGGUCAUCAAGUGGUUCGACUACCUGUGGACCAACAAGAAGUCGGUGGAUGAGCGGGAAGUGCUCAAGAGCCUCCCGGACAAGCUCCGGGCCGAGAUCGCCAUCAACGUCCACCUGGCCACGCUGAAGAAGGUGCGUAUUUUCCAGGACUGCGAGGCUGGCUUGCUGGUGGAACUGGUGCUCAAGCUGCAGCCCCAGGUCUUCAGCCCCGGGGACUACAUCUGCCGCAAGGGAGAUGUCGGCAAGGAGAUGUACAUCAUCAAGGAGGGGAAGCUGGCAGUGGUGGCUGACGAUGGGGUGACCCAGUACGCUCUGCUCCUGGCUGGGAGCUGCUUCGGCGAGAUCAGCAUCCUGAACAUCAAGGGCAGCAAGAUGGGGAACAGGCGGACGGCCAACAUCCGUAGCCUGGGCUACUCUGACCUCUUCUGCCUGCGUAAAGACGACCUCAUGGAGGCGGUGACGGAGUACCCCGAUGCCAAGAGGGUGCUGGAGGAGCGUGGCCGUGAGAUCCUGAUCAAGGAGGGGCUUCUGGAUGAGAGCCAGGGGGCGGCGAGCGUGGAGGUGACGGUGGAGGAGAAGCUCGAGCGCCUGGAGAACAACCUGGAGACCUUGCACGUCCGCUUUGGCCGCCUCCUGUCCGAAUACACCGGGGCCCAGCAGAAGCUCAAGCAGAGGAUCACGGUACUGGAAAAACAGAUGAAGCAAACCCAUGAAGGCGAGCUGUUUGAUGGGCUGGACACCCCUGAGCCGGACGAGGGGGGCAAGGAGGAUUGAUGGAUGAAUGG
Tachyglossus aculeatus (Australian echidna) is the source of this 2098-nucleotide messenger RNA. It is a transcript of the gene CNGA2, whose product is annotated as cyclic nucleotide gated channel subunit alpha 2. The record is from RefSeq and is a predicted model, not a curated record. NCBI's taxonomy places the organism in Eukaryota, Metazoa, Chordata, Mammalia, Monotremata, Tachyglossidae. Gene Ontology annotation, molecular function: intracellularly cAMP-activated cation channel activity; voltage-gated potassium channel activity; protein-containing complex binding. Gene Ontology annotation, biological process: monoatomic cation transmembrane transport; potassium ion transport. Gene Ontology annotation, cellular component: intracellular cyclic nucleotide activated cation channel complex; plasma membrane. Bases 108 to 2087 code for a protein of 659 amino acids. The transcript is spliced from 7 exons.